Protobothrops mucrosquamatus (brown spotted pit viper) is the source of this 3119-nucleotide messenger RNA. RefSeq lists its product as uncharacterized. Lineage: Eukaryota; Metazoa; Chordata; Lepidosauria; Squamata; Viperidae. The transcript is spliced from 14 exons. Bases 145 to 2373 code for a protein of 742 amino acids. Gene Ontology annotation, cellular component: nucleus. The record is from RefSeq and is a predicted model, not a curated record. Gene Ontology annotation, molecular function: protein binding; DNA-binding transcription factor activity, RNA polymerase II-specific; RNA polymerase II cis-regulatory region sequence-specific DNA binding. Gene Ontology annotation, biological process: immune system process; regulation of transcription by RNA polymerase II.
GGAAAUACCUUUGAAACGAUAACCCAGCAGGGCACAGAUUGUUUAGUAGUACAAGGUUCUCCCUGGAGGGGUCUUCCAUUAAUCCAUAAGUUACUUGGUGUAAAAAAGAGAGAAUUGUUUCAUAUUUCACCUGACAGCUACACAAUGGCAGCAUCUGCAAAUAAGGGGAAUCCUAAAAAAGUUGGGUUUUUUGACUGGUUGAUUGAACAGAUCAACAGUGGAAGCUACACGGGUUUGGAGUGGACAGACAAGAAUCACACAGAGUUUUGUAUCCCUUGGAAACAUUAUUCAAAGAGGGAUCUUGUGGCAGAUGAUUAUAAGAUUUUCAGGGCAUGGGCUAUGUAUAGCAAAAAAUAUAAUAAAUCAACUCCUAGUAAAUGGAAACUCAACUUCCGCUGUGCCAUGAACAGUACAAAGAGAUUUGAAGAACUGGUGUCAGAUAAACCUGACUUUCACAAAUACAGAAUCAUCCCCCUGAAACCAAAAACUGAAUCAACAGCUAACCUCUCUUCGGGUACAAAUAAUGGGAGUGACCAUGAAGUUCAAGUAUUGCAUUUCAGUCCAUACAGUGAAGAAUGUCCACCUCUGCACCAAUCUGCACAGCUAUGCCAGUAUGUGCAGCAAAACCUUUCGUCUGGUUCACAGCUGGAAAUUGAUGCUGCUUUUCAAACUUUGACACUGGAAAAUGGAAUGCCAGGUUCUGCAGUGCCAAAUGAGAAUGCAGCAGGCAGUUUUUACCAGACCAGGGAUGAUAUGCUCCAGUGGAUUAUUCAGGAGUCCCAACUGAAUCUGACUGAAAAGUUGCAGGUCUCACAGGCCUCAACAGUAACUACAGAUUCCAGUAAUCCUAUAGGGAAUGCUGUUUUAUAUGAGCAAAGAAGUUCCUCUGAAGCCCCUCAGGUCAUCCAAAAUGACUGCUUACCUACAGGGAAUGGAGUAGUGGUUGAACCUGUGGCAAUUAACUAUUACCAAGAAGGACCCCAGUGGCUACCUGCAAACCCAACAAAUCAGAUUUCCCAGUCAACCGUUGCUUUUCCAGUGUCACAUGCUCAACAAAACGUUCCUGGUACUAAUCAAUUUAAUCAAUCGGUUUAUUGCAUACGUGUCAUUGCAAAAAUCUUGUUAAUGGUGGAUCUUAAUGUAUAUGUAGGUUCUGCAGUGCCAAAUGAGAAUGCAGCAGGCAGUUUUUACCAGACCAGGGAUGAUAUGCUCCAGUGGAUUAUUCAGGAGUCCGAACUGAAUCUGACUGAAAAGUUGCAGGUCUCACGGGCCCCAACAGUAACUACAGAUUCCAGUAAUCCUAUAGGGAAUGCUGUUUUAUAUGAGCAAAGAAGUUCCUCUGAAGCCCCUCAGGUCACCCAAAAUGACUGCUUACCUACAGGGAAUGGAGUAGUGGUUGAACCUGUGGCAAUUAACUAUUACCAAGAAGGACCCCAGUGGCUACCUGCAAACCCAACAAAUCAGAUUUCCCAGUCAACCGUUGCUUUUCCAGUGUCACAUGCUCAACAAAACGUCCCUGGUACUAAUCAAUUUAAUCAAUCGGAAGAAUCUGUCUGCAAUACUAGCUGUUUUGUCACUAACAUUUAUCUGAAUGAAGAGCCUCAAGACAAUGGAAUAGCAAACCAGGAAACUCCAAUGGAAGAGAGUGUAUUUGUAUCUUCAGCUACCUUCCCGACAGAUGAACCAGCCAUCAAUAACGUUCCUUCUCAGGACCCUCUAGAAACUGUCCCAAUUACCAUAGAGGUCUCUAUCUACUACCAUAAUAAGCUGCAGGACAAAGCAGAAGUAGACAACUGCAUGUUCACCUACAACCAGGAGAACUGCCACCUACCACACAAUGCACAAGUCAUAAAGUUUCCAAAUCCAGAAGUGCUGACGGAUCAGAAGCGAGUUCAACAUACCUUGAUUGCAUUAAACACUGCAAGUUUAUUAUUAUCUCAGAAAAACGGGAGGAUCUGGGCCAAGCGACUUGGCACCUGUCAGGUCUUCCAUGCAUUCUCCAAGGAGCUGGACAAUCCGUCUCAGGACCCUCCACAUAAAUUACUGCCAAGGAAUGUUGAAACUGAAAUCUUCAACUAUGAGCAGUUCAUUCAAGAACUGCAUGAGUUCCGUAAUGGUCAAAGACGCUCAUCUCCUGAUUAUACCAUUUAUCUGUGCUUUGGACAGCGGUUUACCGCUGCCAGACCCAAGGAGUCCAAACUGAUCUUGGUCAAGCUGGUUCCAAAUUAUUGUAAAUAUUGGCAUGAAUUCCUGCAGAGGGAAGGCUUCUCGUCUCUGAACAGCGAAACUGUGAGCCUCCAAAUCUCCAACAGCCUCUUUGAUAUGGUAGAACAGCUUUCUACUAUGCUCAUGCAGACUGACACGGCGUAUUGAGUGUUUUGUUUUAUAUGCCAGUUAGUAGGUUUUGCAAAGGAUGAGGCUCGCUCCCUCUCAUUUGUUUCAUAGGCAGAAGUACUAUAUUCUCUGGAUUGCAUCCCAGCCUUAUAUUAGGGCAGAUAAUCUCCUAAUUGGACUAUUAUUUAUUGAGAUAAUCACACCCUGGGGAUACAGAUACUCUGCCAUCUGAGAUGAAUUCUUUCCAAGAACUUAUUGGAAUGUACAUCUUGCUAUGUGGCUUUAUAAGAAGGAUUCUUCUCUGCCAGUAAUAAUUGGAUGUGGUACAAAGUUACGAAAUUCUUGCAAGAAUAUAUUUUUAUGUGAUAAGAAUUUCCAGAUACUGCAGGGGUGAAUUUAGAUUCUGGAAUACACUUUUAUCUCCUACUUUUUUGUAGGAAAAAACAUUAAAUGUAUAUAAUAACCUGAAACUCAACUGAUACUUCCUUUCUCUGUGUUUCUCCAAACAAGACUAUUCCCAAAUGCUGUAGGAGAGGCUUAAAAGCAAGGUUUUGUAUCUUCAGUCCUAAAAAUAAAGAAACAAACUUACAAAGGACUUCUGUUCCUAUGUAGGAAUUGAAUUUAUUGUCCACCCAGAUGCUGCAAUUUUUAAAUGUUUGAAAAAAAUAUUUAAAAACUUCAUUCAAGGCAAACAUCUUGAUUAAUAAAUUGUUUUAAGUGUAUCAAGUUCCUUAGAAGUAGAAACAUUAGAAGCUGUUCUCUCUUGUAAUUCCAAGGGAGCUAAU